Molecule: messenger RNA, 794 nt
Organism: Candidula unifasciata
Lineage: Eukaryota; Metazoa; Mollusca; Gastropoda; Stylommatophora; Geomitridae
Source: the annotation of a GenBank genome assembly
UGUCUAAUUGGCCAUCUGACCUCCUGGUGUUUACCUGGCCAUCUGACCUACUGGUGUUUACCUGGCCAUCUGACCUCAUGGUGUUUACCUGGCCACCUGACCUCCUUAUGUUUACCUGGCCAUCUGACCUCAUAGUGCUUACCUGGCCAUCUGACCUCCUGGUGUUUAACUGGCCAUCUGACCUCCUGGUGUUUAUCUGGCCAUCUGACUUCCUGGUGUUUAACUGGCCAUCUGACCUCCUGGUGUUUAACUGGCCAUCUGACCUCCUGGUGUUUACCUGGCCAUCUGACCUCCUGGUGUUUAAAUGGCCAUCUGACCUCCUGGUGUUUACCUGGCCAUCUGACCUCCUGGUGUUUAAUUGGCCAUCUGACCUUCUGGUGUUUAACUGGCCAUCUGACCUCCUGGUGUCUAACUGGCCAUCUGACCUCCUAGUGUCUAAUUGGCCAUCUGACCUCCUGGUGUUUACCUGGCCAUCUGACCUACUGGUGUUUACCUGGCCAUCUGACCUCAUGGUGUUUACCUGGCCACCUGACCUCCUUAUGUUUACCUGGCCAUCUGACCUCAUAGUGCUUACCUGGCCAUCUGACCUCCUGGUGUUUAACUGGCCAUCUGACCUCCUAGUGUUUACCUGGCCAUCUGACUUCCUGGUGUUUAACUGGCCAUCUGACCUCCUGGUGUUUAACUGGCCAUCUGACCUCCUGGUGUUUACCUGGCCAUCUAACCUCCUGGUGUUUAACUGGCCAUCUGACCUCCUGGUGUUUAACUGGCCAUCUGACCUCCUGGUGUUUAACUGA